AUGUUGCGAUGGAAAGCUGGUCGAUCUGCUCUGUUGCGUGACUCACGAUGCGCGCUGUCAACGCGUCGGGUGGUGGAAUUAGAGACGCAGGUAUUGGAGAAAUUACGGAACAUCUCUGAUGGCUUAGGGCUGGGCGAUAUUGUUUCAAUGGGCCGUAUAAAGGAGCUUCACGUCGAGCCCGAGGCUGGAAAGGUGUCGUGCAAGAUCAGCACUCCAUCACCAGUACUCAUGGAUCUGUCAAAGAAGUGGCAGAAAGAGGCAGAGCUAGCAGUGAAAGAACUCGAGUGGGUGAAGGUUAUAGAUUUUAAACUGUCGAAUCCUCGGCCGCGAAAUGCCCAUGUUGGUCGCUUUUCAUCUCUGGCUCACGUCUCGGAGAUCAUUGCAGUGUCAAGCUGCAAGGGUGGAGUGGGAAAAUCUACAGUCGCAGUAAAUCUCGCGUUUAGCUUAUCAAAAUACGGUGCUCGCGUGGGUAUUUUAGAUGCUGAUAUAUAUGGACCGAGUUUGCCUACGAUGGUUUCACCAGGCGAUCGUACCAUUCGUCAGUCAAAAAAGAUAAAAAACUUUGUCGAACCAGUGGAGUACGAAGGGGUUAAAUGCAUGUCAUUUGGCUUUGUAAACCAACGUGCAGCUCCUGGUGCUGGAGGUGUUGGAGCUGCUGUUAUGCGGGGUCCCAUGGUUUCAAAACUGAUUGACCAGCUUAUCCUUGGCACUGAGUGGGGCGAUCUUGACUAUUUGGUUGUGGACAUGCCACCAGGAACAGGAGACAUUCAGAUUUCCAUUUCCCAGCAAAUGCCCAUUUCAGCUGCUGUUGUUGUAACGACGCCGCAGAGACUUAGCUUUGUUGACGUUGAAAAAGGAAUUUCGAUGUUCGAAGACUUGAAGGUGAAAACUGCUGCAGUAGUAGAAAAUAUGUCGUACUUUGAUUGCUGCCAUGGGCAACGACACUAUCCAUUCGGUUCGGGUCAUACACAAGAACUUGUAGAAAAAUACAGCAUCCACAAUAUAUUUAAACUGCCGAUUGCAGAGCGUAUCAGCUCCGCAGCGGAUUCGGGACGCCCUUUUGUUCUGUCCGAGUUGUCUACCGAAGAAAGUAAAACAUACGACUCUUUAGCGACAACAAUAGCAAAGGAAGUCGUGAUUAUGAAGCACAAUAUUCGUCUGGCACCUGAAUUGCUUUAUGACAAAAAUCGUGGCAUUGUGCUUCGUAUGUACAACUCAACAGAAGCAAAGGAGGCUUUGCUGCACCCCGCGGACUUUCGAGCGCGAUGCCGCUGUGCUCAAUGCAUUGAUGAGUUCACAGGAGACCAGAUUUUGGAUCCGGCUACGAUUUCAGACGAUAUUUACCCCACCACAGUAGAGCGGAAGGGUAAUUAUGCGUUUGCGGUCACGUGGAGUGAUGAACACUCUUCAUCGCUAUACACAGUAUGUAUUCCAUUACAUAGUGAAUCAUUCAGUCGGAUCGCAUUUAUAUGA
Molecule: messenger RNA, 1473 nt
Organism: Plasmopara halstedii
Lineage: Eukaryota; Oomycota; Peronosporomycetes; Peronosporales; Peronosporaceae
Product: Predicted ATPase, nucleotide-binding
Exons: 14
Coding region: 1-1473 (490 amino acids)
Biological process (GO): iron-sulfur cluster assembly
Molecular function (GO): 4 iron, 4 sulfur cluster binding; ATP binding; ATP-dependent FeS chaperone activity
Source: RefSeq, a predicted model, not a curated record